UACAUGUCAGUCUGGUGGACUUUGCCGUGAGUGUUACACGCGCGUGUAUGUAACAACGUUACGGCUGCAUAAACUAGCCUGCCAGCGCCUGCAGCAUUGCGUGGGUGCAGCUGAGUGACAGGGGAGUGUGCGUGUGCGUGCCCUCCCCCUGGCCUGCGUGGCCCGCCCGCCCCACCACCCGCAGCGGCCGCGUGCUGGUUGGACCCUAGGGAGGCCCUAGCCCCUGGGCACGUCGUCCCGGGCCGCCCGCCUUGCCACGCCCCCGUGUACCCCGCCACCCGCGCCCACAUGGCCGCCGCUGCUGCCCCGCCCGCGCCUGCCGCUGCCUGACCCACAUGCGAGUAAACCCUCCGCCACAAUUUUGCUGUGCUUGUCGCUGUUGCUGUGCCAUGCGGGAGCCCACCUUCGGGCUGUGGUAGUGUGGGACAGUGGUAGUGUGGUGACUGUGGUGACUGUGGAGAAGUGCAUCCUCUCAGCCAUUGCCAAGGUGGGAGAGCCACCGAGAACCACCGGCGGACCUGAUGGCGGGGUAAGCGCUAGCGCGCCCUUCCUUCGGCCGCCGCCAUCCACCUCCUCCUGUGCCCGCCUCCAGACCAUGACGAUGACCACGCCGCCCUAUGCACAGCCCCUCGGGUACCAGCAGGCCCCGCAGUACAAUACUCCCGGGUAUGGCUUCCCGCCCAUGUACCAGGGGUCCUACGGCUACCACAUGGGGCCCUACGCGCCCGUGCAGUGUCCCUCGCCGCCCAGAGACGAUGCGUGGUACAAACACUACAAGCACGAGCUGGACGGGGUGCGGGUCAACGGCAAGGGCAAGAAGAUGAGGAAGCCGCGCACCAUCUACUCCUCCCUCCAGCUGCAGCACCUCAACAAGAUCUUUCAGAGGACCCAGUACCUCUCCCUGCCGGAACGCGCGGAGCUGGCCGCCUCCUUAGGGCUAACCCAGACUCAGAUCAAAAUAUGGUUCCAGAACCGGCGGAGUAAAUACAAGAAGUUGAUGAAGGCUGCUCAGACUGGAAGCGGGCCCAGCACGCCCAUGGGGGCCCCCAUCACCCCGGGAUCACCCCUGGCAGGAUCCCCGCUGGAGGGUUCUUCGCCCCUCGGGCAGCCCCUCCCCUCGUCAACCCCGCAGAGCAUCUCACCGACGCCGCCCGCGGCCCAGAGCCCCCCCUCUUCCCAUCCCUACACCAGCAUGGCCGCCGGCAGCACUCCUCACGGGGCCUCCUCCCAGGGACCUUCGCCCUCGGGGUCAUCUCAGCAGCAGCAGCAGCAGGGUCCCUCGUCACAGACUCCGUCACAACAGUCGUCACAGCAGCAGCAGUCCAGCCACAGCUCCUCAUCCCAGGCGGCGACGCCCGUGGGAGAACAUCUGCCCCCGUCGCUCCCUUCUUCCCUUCCCCCCUCGGCCUCUUCCCCCGGGCUGGCUGCCCAUCCCUGGGGAGACAUGAAGCCCCCCGUCACAAUGCCCUACAUGUACUCUUGGUACAACGCCGAUAACCAGCACAACCUCCUGACUUAGGUGGUCCCGACCCACCGCACCCAACCCACCCACCCCACCCGCCUCUGCCAGGCCAACCUCGCUCUCCCCGGACCUGAAGCUCCGCCACACGGCGCUGUCAUCUCUCAUGGUGACACUAAGGGAGACUCCUCCUCAGCCAGCCGCUCCCUCGCACGGCUGCUGGGCGGCGCCACGUGUGGCUCACCAUCGGCUGGGACUCACUGUCACCUUUACCAAAGAUUCAUUAGUAUCGUACCUAAGUUACCUUGACCUUCUGGAUGACAGUGCCCAGGACAAUCGCCGUGCCUGCGAUGGGGAUCCUCAGCAAUAUGGGGAAGGGCAGAGGCUCCGCCGAAGCAGUGAAGACAGUGACCAGAGCAGUGCCGCCCUGGCGAAUGAGUGGAGCUGAGAAUGCUAAGUGACGCAACGCUCGGUGAGGUGUAAAGUAGGGCGCGCGAUGGCGGAAGUGAAGGAUAACAUCGGAAACUGUUUUCGCUCCUCCGUCACUUCUUGUGCAGUGGGUGGAGGCGAUCCUGGCCAGGGCGAGAACCAACUAGACAAAAUAAGAGUGUAUCCAGCUUUAAUAUUUAUGGAGGAAGAUCUCACACACACACACACACACACA
This is a messenger RNA of Scylla paramamosain (green mud crab), 2123 nucleotides long. RefSeq names its product homeotic protein distal-less-like. The record is from RefSeq and is a predicted model, not a curated record. The transcript has 4 exons. Gene Ontology annotation, biological process: regulation of transcription by RNA polymerase II. NCBI's taxonomy places the organism in Eukaryota, Metazoa, Arthropoda, Malacostraca, Decapoda, Portunidae. Gene Ontology annotation, molecular function: DNA-binding transcription factor activity, RNA polymerase II-specific; RNA polymerase II cis-regulatory region sequence-specific DNA binding. Bases 596 to 1519 code for a protein of 307 amino acids.